CGAUGAUUUAGUGUGUGACUACUUUGCCUCGCCAUCGUUAUCUUGUCAUCGGUGAUCGAUUAUGUGUUAGUGCAACAAAAAGAUGGCGGACCGAACGUCUGCUGGCUCUCAAAAAGCUAGCGCUAAGGCGCUGCUUGAGAGCAAACUCAAGUCUUUCAGCAUUGGUAAAAUGGCAGUUGCAAAGAGAACCCUGAGCAAAAAGGAGCAAGAUGAAAUAAAGAAAAAGGAGGAUGAGCGGGCGGCUGCAGAGAUUUAUGAGGAGUUCCUUGCUGCUUUUGAGGGAGGUGGAGAGGGCAAGGUGAAGGCGUUCGUCCGUGGUGGUAUUGCAAAUGCAACAAAAGAGGAGGCUGCUGCUGAUGACAAGAGGGGGAAGCUGUACAAGCCCAAGUCCCGUUUUGAAACCCAAACCAAGAGCUUCUUACCGUUGGAAACCCCUCCCCAGUUUUUAGCAGUAGAUAAAAGACAUCCUCCGAAGAAAGGCAAUGAAAAAGAAAAGAAGAAGAGUAACCUGGAGCUCUUCAAAGAAGAACUUAAACAAAUACAGGAAGAAAGGGAUGAAAGGCACAAGAUGAAAGGACGCGUCAGUCGCUUUGAACCUCUCUCUGGAAUGGAUGGAAGACGAUCGUCGGAUGGUUCUUCAAGAAGAAACCGUCCGUCCAGUGUUUUAGAUGACUCUGCGCCAGGUUCCCAUGAUGUUGGAGACCCAUCCACUACUAACUUGUAUCUCGGAAACAUCAAUCCCCAGAUGAAUGAGGAGAUGCUGUGUCAAGAGUUUGGCCGUUAUGGCCCACUGGCCAGUGUGAAGAUCAUGUGGCCAAGGACGGACGAGGAGAGGGCUCGGGAGAGGAACUGUGGCUUUGUGGCCUUCAUGAACAGGAGGGAUGCUGAGCGAGCACUCAAGAAUCUAAAUGGAAAGAUGAUAAUGAACUUUGAGAUGAAGCUGGGAUGGGGCAAAGGUGUGCCCAUUCCUCCACACCCCAUCUACAUCCCUCCUUCCAUGAUGGAGCACACACUCCCCCCACCCCCCUCUGGCCUGCCCUUCAACGCCCAGCCCCGUGAGAGGCUGAAGAACCCCAAUGCUGCCCUGCUUCCUCCGCCCAAAAACAAGGAGGAGUUUGACAAGACUCUGUCGCAAGCCAUAGUCAAAGUGGUUAUCCCAACAGAAAGGAAUUUGCUCUCUCUCAUCCACCGAAUGAUCGAGUUUGUGGUGCGUGAGGGCCCAAUGUUUGAAGCCAUGAUAAUGAACAGAGAAAUCAACAAUCCCAUGUACAGAUUUUUAUUUGAAAACCAGAGUCCAGCACACGUGUACUACCGAUGGAAACUCUACUCCAUACUACAGGGUGAAGCACCAGCCAAAUGGCGAACAGAGGACUUCAGGAUGUUUAAGAACGGUUCUUUGUGGCGUCCCCCUCCCCUCAAUCCUUACCUCCACGGCCCUUAUGAUGAUGGUGAUGAGGAGGAGGAAGAGGAGGAGGCCAGUAAGAAAGGCUGCUUGAAAGAAGAAGAGCGGGAUAAACUGGAGGAGAUUCUGCGAGGCUUGACUCCCAGGAAGGGAGACAUAGCUGAAGCAAUGCUGUUCUGUCUCAGCCACGCUGAGGCUGCUGAGGAGAUUGUGGAGUGCAUCACAGAGUCCCUCUCCAUUCUCAAGACCCCUCUCCCCAAGAAGAUUGCACGGUUAUAUCUAGUUUCUGAUGUGCUGUACAACUCUUCUGCCAAAGUUGCUAACGCGUCUUACUACAGAAAAUAUUUUGAGACCAAGCUCUGCCAGAUCUUCUCAGACCUCAACGCGACAUACAAAACGAUACAGGGUCAUCUUCAGUGUGAGAACUUUAAGCAACGGGUGAUGUCAUGUUUCCGGGCGUGGGAGGAUUGGGCAGUGUACCCAGACCCCUUCCUUAUCAAACUGCAGAACAUCUUUCUAGGCCUGGUCAACCUCUCAGCAGACAAAGAGUCUCCUGGGCUCAUAGUGGAGGCUGAGCCAGCAGAGGACAUUGAUGGGGCUCCUAUUGGGGAGUAUGUUGAUGGGGCUCCACUGGAGGAUGUGGACGGAGUUCCUAUUGACUCAGGGGCCAUAGAUGGGGCCCCCAUCGAUGGAGCCCCUCUGGAUGACCUUGAUGGUGUUCCUAUCAAACCUAUGGAGGAGGACAUAGAUGGAGUACCCUUAGAUCAGUCCAAGGAGGCAACCUUCAAGGUUGCGCCAUCCAAAUGGGAAGCAGUGGAUGAAUCAGAGUUAGAAGCACAAGCUGUGACAACCUCAAAAUGGGAAAUAUUUGAGCAGCCAGAGGAAACAAAAAAGGAUGAGGAGGAGAGUGAUGAUGAUGACAAGAGCCCCCGUUCAGAGGAUCCUCAGAGUUACUCAAACCCCAUCAGAGAUGAUACCGACGUUAAAGCCAAGAUCUCUGAAAUGAAUGAGGAGAAACGAACCAAGCUGAGAGAGAUAGAGGUUAAAGUCAUGAAGUUCCAGGAUGAGCUGGAGUCUGGGAAAAGACCCAAGAAGCCUGGCCAGAGUAUUCAGGAGCAGGUGGAGCACUACAGGGACAAGCUAUUACAAAAGGAAAAAGAAAAGGAGAAACUUGAAAGGGAGAAAGAGAGGGAGAAAAAGGAGAAGGAGAAAACUGAGGCCCGUUUGAAAGACCUGAAGAAGGAAAAAGAAAAGGAAGACACACCGACCAGAAAAGAGAGACGUGUUGAACCUCUGGUUGAUAGGAAACGGCGUCACAGUGGGUCACCUAGCCCAUCCCGGAGUAGCAGCAGACGAGGGCGUUCACCUUCACCCCGCUCAGAACGUUCGGAAAGAUCAGAACGGUCCGAUCGCUCCUACUCUAAAGAUGUGUCCUCCCGCUCCUCCCAUAAAGACUCUCCCCGCUCCAGCAACAAAAAGUCCUCCAAGAGAUCUCCCUCAUCGCCUCGCACACCCAAACGGUCCAGGAGGUCACGCUCCAGGACGCCCAAGAAAUCAGCUAAGAAAUCCCGCUCCAAAUCUAGGUCGCCUCACCGGUCCCACAAGAAAUCAAAGAAGAGCAAACACUGACACAUCUUCUCCCCCAAGCUCCAGCCUCCUCCCUCCCCUCCCCAUUCUCUCCCCCUCUGCGCCGUGUUGUAUAAAGAAUUGACUGAGCUGGCAGUUGAAUAUCCCUGCCCAGAUGUUCAUGUAAAAACAAAUGAGAGGUGGUUGGUGCACGGGUGUCCAUGUUGUGUAUCAAAUGGAUUGGGCCGUUGCUGUUUUAUAUUGUACAAAAAAGUGCGCUUGUGUGUCCCCACUCCUUACCACCACCGCCCAUUGGAAUUCAUCCAUGUGAUAAACCGCACCCGUACAGAGUGUGAUGACUCUAGUCUUAUAUUCAUGCUGUCAUUUUCUGUUUUUGUAGUUCACAUUAAAAAGAAUUCCUAAUAAA
Molecule: messenger RNA, 3395 nt
Organism: Myripristis murdjan (pinecone soldierfish)
Lineage: Eukaryota; Metazoa; Chordata; Actinopteri; Holocentriformes; Holocentridae
Gene: u2surp
Product: U2 snRNP-associated SURP domain containing
Exons: 26
Coding region: 83-3031 (982 amino acids)
Biological process (GO): RNA processing
Cellular component (GO): nucleus
Molecular function (GO): RNA binding
Source: RefSeq, a predicted model, not a curated record